UUUUUCUAUUGAGUUAGUAAACAAAAUUAAAGGAAUUUUCACCCCAUCCAGUACGGUUCGUUCAAUUUCCAUUGCGUACGGUUGCAGUAGUUUAGUUUCUGAGAUGGAUGAAACAAAAUGGAGGUGGGUUUAGAGUGCUUCAUCUUGCGAGCCCAUUUCUUUGGUUUCUACCUGAAGUUCAGAGUGCUGACAGGAAAGUUCCCUUCAGAGAGAAGGUCGUAUACGCUGUGAUCUCUCUUUUCAUUUUCUUAGUUUGUAGCCAACUCCCACUGUAGGGCAUACAUUCUACAACUGGUGCAGAUCCAUUCUAUUGGAUGCAUCUUAUUUUUGCAUCUAAUCGUGGGACUGUUAUGGAGCUUGGAAUCACUCCCAUUGUGACAUCUGGAUUAGUGAUGCAACUCCUUGCUGGUUCAAAGAUUAUUGAAGUGGACAACAAUGUUUCUGAAGAUAUUGCCCUGUUGUAAGUAUCUUUUUAGGGUAAAUUUUGUUUUGAUUUCUUGCAUUAUUCAAGUAAUUAUAGUCAGAGACUGAAGAUUAAUUACUUUUUUAUUGCAAGUUUCUGUUUUUCAAUAUUGGAUGGUAUUAUGAGUUCCUUUAGAGUUUUAGUUUUAUGGUUUUUAGUGAUUAUAGCUUUAGAAGUGAUGCUUUUGGUGUGCAUUAUGUGCAGUAAUUAUGCAUGUUUACACAUUUCUUUAUUGCUAGGCAAUAGAGUGGCUUGUAUAUUUUUUUAAGCUGCAACUGCUUCUUUGGUUUCCAUGAUGUAUAUUGUAUAUAGGGUGAAUCAUUUUUUUUUUUUUCUAAAAUGGUGCACAAAAGUUGUUAGGCAUCUUGAUCGCCAUUGGCGAAGCAGUUGCCUCUGUUCUCUCAGGGAUGCACAGCAUUGUCAGCCAGCUUGGAGUAGGAAAUGCCAUGCUUAUCAUCCUUCAGCUUUGCUUUGCUGGUAUCAUUGUUAUGUGUCUGGAUGAACUUCUUCAGAAAGGAUAUGGUCUGGCUCUGGAAUUUCCCUUUUCAUAGCAACCAAUAUCUGUGAAAACACAAUCUGGAAGGCAUUUAACCCCACAACUGUCAACAGCAACAGAGGUGCUGAAUUUGAAGGAUCUGUUAUUGCUUUAUUCCAUAUGCUUUUUACUUGAGAAAACAAGAUUUGUGGUCUCCAAGAAGCCUUUUAUGGGCAGAAUCUUCCAAAGGUGACAAAUCUGCUUGCUACAGUCUUGGUUUUCCUGAUUGUUUUCUACUUCCAAGGUUUCCGUGUGGUUUUGCCUGUGAGGUCAAAGAAUGUCCGUGGGCAGCAGGGCUCAUAUCCUAUCAAGCUGUUCUACACUUCUAACAUGCACAUCAUUCUCCAUUCUGCUCUUGUUUCCAACCUCUACAUGAUUUCUCAGUUGCUGUACAGGAGGUACGGUGGAAACAUUUUUGUGAAUCUCUUGGGCCAGUGGGAGGAAUCUGAAUAUUCAAAUGGUCAAUCCAUUCUUGUUGUGGCCUUGCAUAUUACAUCACUGCUCCAUCAAGAUAUGGCGGCCCAUCCUUUUCAUGCACUGUUCUAUCUUGUGUUUAUGCUGUCUGCCUGUGCAUUGUUCUCUAAAACUUGGAUUGAAGUUUUGGGGUCAUCUGCUAGAGAUGUUGACAAGCAGCUCAGGCUGAACGGUACCAGGCGUUGGUUAGCAAUUGGUAGACCAUUUUUGAUUUAGCUGUUACGCAGGAACAACAAAUGGUAAUGCCCGGCAGAGCUGAGCCGUUACGUACCCACUGUAGCUGCAUUGGGAGGCAUGUGCAUUGGUGCAGUUACAGUAUUGGCAGAUUGAUUGCAUGGGAGAAUAUAUGCAUAGAGGGUUCUCACAAUCUGUUUGAUGAAAAUGAAAGGAAGAGAAUAUAUGCAGGGAUGAGCGUUUGAAGCCCAAAAUCUCCAUUGUUUUCUUUUUCCCAUAUCCAUCAUUGUAAAUUUGAUCUUAUGGAAAAAGGCUGCCAUCAUAUCAAAUUUCAACAGGCAAAACAAAGUCAAACAGCUCUCAAAUUGCCAUUGGAUUCCAUGUCAUUAGUGGCUGCACAUUUAAGUGGCAACAGAGAAAGCAGAAAAAGAAAAAAGCUGGGGAAAUCUAAAAAUAUCUGAAUCAUUAAAUCAGGCCUUUGUUAGUCUGGAGGGCAUAUUGUUCUUCAAAACUGUUGCUUGAGUCUUGAAAGCCUUCUGAAAAGUAGCCUAGAGUUGACAGAUCCCGGCCAGUGAAUAUGGGAAUAUUGCUAGUAUUAUAAUAUCAACUUUGAAUGAAAUUUCUGGCUUCAGCUUUCUGCACAA
This is a messenger RNA of Theobroma cacao (cacao), 2290 nucleotides long. Lineage: Eukaryota; Viridiplantae; Streptophyta; Magnoliopsida; Malvales; Malvaceae. The record is from RefSeq and is a predicted model, not a curated record.